Ceratitis capitata (Mediterranean fruit fly) is the source of this 3125-nucleotide messenger RNA. It is a transcript of the gene ZnT49B, whose product is annotated as zinc transporter 9. The transcript is spliced from 12 exons. NCBI's taxonomy places the organism in Eukaryota, Metazoa, Arthropoda, Insecta, Diptera, Tephritidae. Bases 465 to 2633 code for a protein of 722 amino acids. Gene Ontology annotation, molecular function: monoatomic cation transmembrane transporter activity. Gene Ontology annotation, cellular component: membrane. The record is from RefSeq and is a predicted model, not a curated record. Gene Ontology annotation, biological process: transmembrane transport; zinc ion transport.
GACAUUUGAAAAAUUUAAGAAAUUUAAAGAAGCAGCAGGCACCUAAAAGUUAAUUCUAUUUUCCUGAGCGCUAGAUCACAAUUUAAUAGCUUUAAUAAACAAAGCAAACAUAUUAAUUUUAUGUGUUCAUAUUUAACGUGGCAUUUUAUGGUAUAGAAAUAGUGACAAGAAAAAAUAAUCUAAAGAAAUCCUUGCUAUAAAUUUGCAGAAGCUACGAUAUACUGCUGGCUGAUGACGUAGAGCACCUAGGAUACGCGGUUGGAGGAGGCAGCAGGGUAAGAAAAGCAACAAUUUCGGUGCACACAGUGCAAGUGUAUAAAGUGAAUUACGUGUAUCACUAUAAAAAAAAAAUUACCGAAGGUGCAAGAACUUUAAAAGCAAAAGCAUAUUUAUUUACACAGCUAGGGUGCGCCUGGGUUGCUUUCCAAACAGUAUAUUCUUUAUAGCAACGGCCGAAAGUCACAAUGUUGCCGCGUACUGCGGAACUAGUGCGUGUGCUGCACUUGCGGCAUAAAUUCUUUGGACGUAGGUGCUUGCACAGUGCGGAUAACUUGAAUGCAAUGCUCGUUGGACGUUUUAAGCAACGCAUGUGUGUCAAUGAUGUCAUCAACUACACUUACAAUAGAAUUCCAAAAAAUUGUGGGAAUGUAUCCCCACUAAAUCGUUCAUACACAAAAGAGGUAAAAGCUGCAGCCGUUUCGAAAUCCACUAGUUCACCGUCGAGUAUGGGUAAUGAAGCUACCUCAAAAGUGAAAACUACAAAGAAAUCUGCAACGGAACCGAAUACAAUAAUGAAAUCCGCAGCAACUCCUAGUACACCAACAGUUUCAGAUUCGGCGCAAACCAGUGAAACGAAAAAGAUGGAGGUAAAAACUGCCAAAGGCAUACUUUCCAUUACCGCCACAAUUGAAGGCUCCAAAAUAAAUGACAUAGUUUUUGAGAAAACAAAACCACCUGUUGUACCAGACCUGAGCAUACCGCCAGCCAAAGUACCGGUAAAUGAUUUGCUGAAAGAAACGGCGCAAGCAGCUGCAGCACAGUUACCCUCAUCAACGACAAUUGAUGCCGCAACGACCGCAGCUACAAUGGCAGCAGCAACGUCCAAAGCUAAGGCCGCUAUAGCGAAAGCUACACAAACGAAAUUCGUUGCCAGCGCUACAUUGGACACUGCCAAACCGGAGACUGCGGCAAAGGUAGCGCAAACAGCGCCUAUAGCGCAAGUGAAGAAAGGAAGUACUCCUAUAGGGGAGAUUCCUGCACAGAAACCGAAGCGUGUUUUAGUAGACUUUAAUCGUUCGUCACUGGAACGUAAUUUCAUAACGCCAACGCGUGCUAUGAGCGACUUUUUGCUGAAUGCUUCGGAUUUGGAAAGUCUUUCGAAGAUCAAAAGGCGCUCGCCUUACGAACAGGAGCCACCGAUCACCGUCUUCUGGCGUAAAGAUGUUGAGGCCAGGGCGAUAAGUGUGUGGGGUUCAAGGGAGAAUUUAUUAAAAGAACAACUGAAGCGUGAAGUUGAACGAAAGAAACAUCAGCAAAAUCUCUUCACAGUGAAGCGUCGUUUACGCGACUAUCGGCGAGAAAUUGGCGCACGUACGGUAGUUGUUGACUCAGAACCCGGUUUGACGGGUAAAUCCGGCAAGGUCGUGCUGAUUGCUAUUGGAAUCAAUGGCUUAAAUUUCCUUUUCAAAGCUUGUGGCUGGGUAUACUCCGGCUCGCAUAGCAUGUUUGCGGAAAGCAUACACUCCUUGGCGGAUACAAUAAAUCAACUCAUAUUGGCCUAUGGCAUACACAAGUCCACACAGCUGGCUGACUCGGAUCAUCCUUAUGGCUAUACUAAUAUGAAAUAUGUUUCUUCGCUCAUAUCGGGUGUGGGUAUAUUCUGCGUUGGCGCCGGUUUAUCGGUGUAUCACGGCAUUACGGGUCUAAUGCAUCCGGAGCCGGUAGAGAAUUUCUUUUGGGCUUUCUUCAUUUUGGGCGGCUCACUGGUGUCUGAGGGCGCUACACUCAUAGUAGCACUGAACGAGUUGCAACGUGCGGCGAAAUGUAGUGGUGUAUCCUUUAAGGAUUAUGUUUUAAGCGGUAAAGAUCCCUGUGUUAAUGUAGUGCUGACUGAAGACGCUGCUGCUGUGACGAGUGUAGCGGUCGCUGCCACUUGCAUGGGUCUUACCUCCUUCACAGGCUUGCCAGUUUUCGAUGCUGUCGGCUCGCUUUUGGUUGGUGGCAUUUUAGGCGCAGUGGCAUCAUUUAUUAUCUACACUAAUGCUACGGCGCUGGUGGGCAAAUCCAUUUCGGAAGAUUUGUUAAUUAAAAUAAAUGCUGAGCUCGAAAGUGAUGUGAUGAUACGCGCCAUACACGAUGUUAAAGGCAUUGAUAUGGGCAAUUCUUUAGUGCGUUAUAAGGCCGAAAUGGAUUUCGAUGGACGUGAGUUGACGCGUUCAUAUUUGGAUAAACAGGAACUAAACGAACUCUUAAAGACGGUUCAAUCAUUCCAAAAAGUUGAGGAACUCGAGGAAUUUCUCUUAAAACACGGCGAAAAUAUUGUUGACCUUAUGGGUGGCGAAAUUGAUCGAAUAGAAAUGAAAUUAAGGAAAAAAUUCCCGGAAAUACGACAUUGUGAUCUAGAAAUUUUGUAAAUUUCUUAUUUAUUAUUUGUAUGUAUUUAGAUACUUAAUGAUGUAGAAAACCAUCAAAUGGCUCUCAAAAAAAAAAAAAAAAAAAAAAAUUUUAGGUUACCUCAUAUACGUUAGGCAUAAAUAUGCAAGUAUGUGUAUGUUUGUAUGUAUACCCUCAACGUGAUUGGUUUUUUUUAGUACGUUUCGUUGUAUAUAAGCGAAUAGUGCUCAUUUUAUUUAUUUGGACGCUAGAGCAGAAGAAUAAAAAGAAGAAGAAGAAGAGGAAGAAGAAGAUAAGCGUUGUGGGUUCCAUGCUGUGAAACCGCAAUAAUCUAAAAAUUAUAUAAAUAUGUAUGCUUGAAUUAACAAUCAUUAUUUAACUUGAAAAACAAAAAACAACAAUAAAAAGAAGCUUAAUUUAUUUUGAAUAAAUGCAAAAACAAAAUAAUUAAAAUAAUAUUUACAAAAUAAUAUAUGUAAUUGUAAUAAAACUAUAUUCAUGUUUAAGUUAAA